Molecule: messenger RNA, 768 nt
Organism: Aspergillus calidoustus
Lineage: Eukaryota; Fungi; Ascomycota; Eurotiomycetes; Eurotiales; Aspergillaceae
Source: the annotation of a GenBank genome assembly
AUGGCUUCUCUACUGCCAACUCGAGCGGUCAGGUCCGUUGCCUGUUCCGCAUGCCGCUCUUUCACUCCGUCCGCUCCGGCAACCCUCGCCCUCCCUCUCCUUCGCCGUAACUACUCGACGGAGCAGGAACCAAUCGACUACACAAAACAGCCACGAUGGUCGUACACGCCUCCUCGCGCAGCAGCCCCUUUCAGUCUGCACUUCGAAUCGAAACGGCCUCACUUCCCUAUCAACAACGACCCGGAGAAGCUGGACAACUUCUACAUCCGUUUCUUAGGCCCCGAUGGUGACAAGGUUCUCUCGGAUGAGGUUAAAUGGCUUGCAGUGACGCAUAAGAGUUUCGAUCAGGGUCGCAGAGGGUUCAACGAUCGCCUGGCAUUCUUAGGGCGACGCAUCGUCGAUCAACAAGCCUCUCUCGCCUUGGUGCAGAGCCCCCCGAAUACUCAUCCUGUCGCCCCCGAUACCUAUGGCCGCGAGCCAUUCACCCACCCUGCGCUAGACGGGCUCGACAACCUGUCCUCUUCCACGAAGAAAUAUCUCACAAGCAAGGUGAACCUUGCUAGAGUUGCGCAAGAGUACGAGCUGCAGACGGUUAUAAGAUGGACUCCUCGGAAGCCCGGCAACCUCCGCAGUUCCGGUCUCGAGCUGGUCCUUGCCCAUACGCUGUACGCCCUGGUUGGCGCCAUAGCUCUAGAGAAGGGCGGACUCGUCGCCAACCAGGUGGCACGAGAGCGGAUAUUAGCGCCUCUUGGAUUCAAGUUGACAUAG